Messenger RNA from Hibiscus syriacus, 385 nucleotides. Its product is annotated as stromal processing peptidase, chloroplastic-like. Gene Ontology annotation, molecular function: metal ion binding. The transcript has 4 exons. Bases 120 to 344 code for a protein of 74 amino acids. The record is from RefSeq and is a predicted model, not a curated record. Lineage: Eukaryota; Viridiplantae; Streptophyta; Magnoliopsida; Malvales; Malvaceae.
UGUGACUGUGUGCAGUACUACUUGUUCUAGAAGCACAACUCCAUUCCGAGGAGGGAAACAAUGAUCAGAAGGAUCUGCAAAGAAAGCUUCGCAGUCAUCCACUUUUCUAUGGCAUAACAAUGGGGCUGCUAGCUGAGGUUAUAAAUUCUAGGCUUUUUACAACUGUCCGAGAUUCCCUUGGGUUAACAUAUGACGUAUCAUUUGAGCUGAACUUGUUUGAUCGACUUAAGCUUGGAUGGUAUGUGAUAUCUGUAACAUCAACUCCAAGCAAGGUAUAUAAAGCUGUUGAUGCUUGCAAGAAUGUUCUUAGAGGUUUACACACCAACAGGAUUUCUCCACGGUAAUUGGAGGGGGCAAAGCGGACUCUUUUAAUGAGACACGAAGC